Messenger RNA from Jatropha curcas, 1972 nucleotides. NCBI's taxonomy places the organism in Eukaryota, Viridiplantae, Streptophyta, Magnoliopsida, Malpighiales, Euphorbiaceae. The record is from RefSeq and is a predicted model, not a curated record.
CCAAAAGCAAAAUCAAAUUCAAUAUCAAAUAAAAAGUUUCAGCAAAGAAAAACAAGAAAAGGGUUUCCUUCCUAUUCUCUUAAGUAUUUUUCUCGGUCAUGAUAGCUUCAAAGCUUAUUUUCGUCCUUGCUUUUCUUUUUGUGUUAAGCAAAAAUGGCAUAGAAGGGUCUCACCAGAUAUACCCUGAGUUUCAGAAUCUGCUUGCAGCAACGGUUAGCGAAACCCAUAGAACUGGCUAUCACUUUCAGCCUCCUAAGAACUGGAUCAAUGAUCCAAAUGGGCCAAUGUACUACAAUGGGGUAUACCAUCUCUUCUACCAAUACAACCCUAAAGGUGCAGUUUGGGGAAACAUAGUUUGGGCUCACUCUGUAUCAAAAGAUCUGAUCAAUUGGAAAGCUCUUGAGCCUGCAAUUUCCCCUUCUAAACGGUUCGAUGAAAAGGGAUGUUGGUCUGGCUCAGCCACAAUCCUUAAGGACAAAGGACCCAUAAUCCUUUAUACCGGUAUUGAUCCAAAAGAACGCCAAGUCCAAGACUACGCCAUACCCAAAAAUUUAUCUGACCCAUAUCUUAUUGAGUGGGAAAAACCCGAUGAAGGCAAUCCGUUUAUUGACCCGGACAAAGAUGUAAAUGCUAGCGCAUUCCGCGACCCGACCACCGCUUGGUUUGUCGACGGGGAGUGGAAAAUUUUGAUAGGAAGUAGGAUGCUGAAACAGCAAACCGGCGUUGCGUUUUUGUAUAAGAGUAAGGAUUUUAAGAAAUGGACUAAGGCCAAAGAACCACUUCAUUCGGUGGAAAAUACCGGUAUGUGGGAAUGCCCGGAUUUUUUCCCGGUGGAGAAAUCCGGUCAAAAUGGUUUGGACACUUCAGUUGUUGGGGAAAAUGUGAAACAUGUUUUUAAGGUUAGCUUGGAUUUAACAAGAUAUGAAUACUACACAGUUGGUACUUAUGAUACGCAAAAGGAUAAGUAUAUUCCUGAUAAAGAUUCAGUUGACGGUUGGGGUGGACUUAGAUUCGAUUAUGGGAAUUUUUAUGCUUCGAAAACGUUCUUUGACCCAAGCAAGAAUAGGAGGAUUUUGUGGGGUUGGGCUAAUGAGUCUGAUCACGUGCAUGAUGAUAAGAAAAAAGGAUGGGCUGGAGUUCAGUCAAUUCCAAGGAAGUUAUGGCUAGAUCCUAGUGGGAAACAAAUAGUACAAUGGCCUGUUGAAGAAUUGGAGAAAUUGAGAGGGCAAAAUGUUCAAUUUGGAAAUCAAGAGGUCAAGAAGGGAGAACAUGUUGAAGUCAAAGGCAUCACAGCUGCCCAGGCCGAUGUUGAGGUUACGUUUACAUUUUCAAGCCUAGACAAAGCCGAAAAAUUUGAUCCUAAAUGGGCUAAUAUUCCUGCACAAGAUGUCUGUGCCCAAAAGGGAUCUAAAGAAGAAGGUGGUCUUGGACCAUUUGGACUAUUGACAUUAGCUUCAGAAAAACUUGAAGAAUUUACUCCUGUUUUCUUCAGAGUAUUCAAAGCAGAAAACAAGCACAAAGUUCUCCUUUGCUCUGAUGCAAGAAGCUCUUCCAAGGGGAAGAAACUAUACAUGCCAUCUUUUGCUGGAUUUGUUGAUGUGGAUUUAGCAGAUAAGAAACUUUCACUUCGAAGUUUGAUUGACCAUUCAGUAGUAGAAAGUUUUGGAGCUGGAGGCAAAACAGUGAUAACGUCUAGGGUUUAUCCUACAAUUGCUAUCGAUAACAAGGCUCACUUGUUUGUAUUCAACAAUGGAACUCAGAGUAUUAUAGUAGAGAAGCUCAGUGCUUGGAGUAUGAGUAAGCCUGCAAUGAAUUUACCCCUAUAAGAGUACCAAUGAUAAGAGGGAUUUAAUUAAAUUCGAUCAAUAUUUUUUUUAUCCAAUUAGAAGUUAUUCAUAAUAUUGUUAAUUCGUACAUUGCAAAAUAACUAACAUUGACACAAUGUAGUAUUCUUCAAGUUGAUGUUUAAUUA